UUCUUUUUCCUCUUUCCCCUUUUUGCAUACACACCAACACACGCCCUACACACACACACACACACACACAGAAGAAAGCUUUUUAUUGUUGUUGUUCCCUUUGCCAACUCACUUUCUCUCUCUUUCCCUCUUUUCCUUUUUCCUCUCAACUCACUACGUUCUUUCUUUGUCCCAAGCAACAUACUUCUUCCUCCGCACACUUGACAUAACUCUACAUAACGCACGUACCCACCCCCGAAAUAUCUUUUUUUUCUUCCGCCUUUGGUGAUACCAUGGUUCAAACCCGUUAUCAGGCUCAGUUCAACAAAAGCAGUAAUAGCCGCAACGCACCCUCCUCUGCAGCAGCAACGAAAACGAAACGAACAGCCAAACGCUCCAGACGUAAUGAUAAAGAAAACGACCCCAAUCCUUCAACGAAUAUAACAACAACAACUGUUACUACUACUACUACUACUACUACUACAACCACCGAUAAUGCUGAAAAUGACCCGCCUCUUUUAAACAUUUGUCGAUCUCGAGAGACUUCUACCGACGUUUCUUACAGAAUUGAAAAUCUAGUUGAACAAUUGGAUGAUGGGGAAUGUUCGACGCUUGACGCACUCAUGGCACGAUGGCCUUCUAUGCAUGCUCGACUGAAAGGAAUGAAGCCUCAUCUCCCCAAAAAAACAGACAACCGACCGACAUUAGUGCUUGAUCUGGAUGAAACGCUUCUUCACACAUAUCGGGGACAACAGGAGGAAUUCACACAACCUGACUAUGUCUUCUUUGCUGAAGACGGGCGGAGCACUUUGACAGCCGGCAUCCUGCGACCUGGAGUGACGGAGUUCUUAAUAUGGGCAACAGGCAUCUUUGAAGUGGUUGUAUGGACGGCUGGAGACGAUGAGUAUGCUGGCAUGGUGCGCUCUGUACUGGAUCCUGAGGGAAAUUUGAUAACACAUAUCCUGACACGUCGUACGUGUAUCCGAAUGCGAUCCAGGGCAACCAACGAUAUCAUGUACAUCAAAGACUUGUGCGCCCUCGGACGUGAUCUAAGCCGAACCUUCUUGGUCGACAAUACCCCACAUGUUGCCACCUUAAAUCUGAGCAACCUCAUACCCAUUGAAGCAUACCAAGGCGAUAGCUCGGACAAAGAGUUGGAUCAACUUCGACGGUUCCUCGAAUCCAAGUUGGUAAGACUGACCGAUCGCCAGAAUGACAUGCGGAUCAUGCUACACCGCCAGUUCGAUUUAAAACGGAGGUUGAGAGAAAGGAUCGACACUUGGAAAAACGCUCAAGCGGAACGAAGACGUGCAGGUCUAUGAAAACAACGAAAUCCUCUCCCUCUCUCCCCUCUCACUAUAUCACAUUUUACACCACUCACAACACGCGUUGCCACACAGACACCCUCACCAUGCACAGACCCUCUCGCACGCGCACACAUCCACACAUCCACACUAUUCCAUUUGUUUAUAGCCCGCCCAGUAACAACAAAAUCAAAUAUACACAAUGACACAUUGUAUUACCCGACAUGGUAGCAUUUGCCAUUGACCCAAGGCCUUUUUUCCACGUUGGUGUUUAAGAAUCUAAUGGGCAAGAGAGAUUUGUGAGCAGAGGACUUUUGCAUAACAAUAACCUCUUUCUGAUAUAUGUAUAUUAUAUACAGAGACCCUAUAGUGCUACAACAAAUAAACAAUGCGACAUGAUGCUUGU
This is a messenger RNA of Zychaea mexicana, 1689 nucleotides long. Its product is annotated as HAD-like domain-containing protein. The transcript has 5 exons. Lineage: Eukaryota; Fungi; Mucoromycota; Mucoromycetes; Mucorales; Lichtheimiaceae. Gene Ontology annotation, molecular function: phosphoprotein phosphatase activity. The coding region runs from base 273 to 1301 and encodes 342 amino acids. The record is from RefSeq and is a predicted model, not a curated record.